AGUUACACACUCCUUUCCUCUACUACCCACUAGUUAAUUUUUGUCCUAUAAAUAGGGGGAUAAUAUAACCAAUGGUGAAGUGAAUCAUAAAAUAUGACUACCAAUAUGAUAGUGGUUUGGACUAUGGUGCUAGUGAUAUUAUGUGGUUGGGAGAUAAAAGUAGGGCAUGGAGGGGUGAGUGAAGCAACAUGUAGAGAAGAAAGGAGGCUUGGUAAGAAAGCAUGUUUGCCUGUAUUGUUUGGAAGUAAUCCAUCAGCAGAAUGUUGUCAAAGGGCAAGAGUGACACAUUGGGAAUGUUUUUGUCCAAUUAUAACACCUAAAUUGGCUGCUAUUUUGAAUGUCAAGAGACUUGUUAGACUUAUUCAAGGUUGUGGAAGGACUGUUCCUCGUAACUUUAAGUGUGGAAGUGUUACUACUCCACCUUAAUGCUGGGAUGCAUCAUAAUUCUGGUAUAUUCAGCAAUAACUUUGAGAAAGAUGUUUGUGUUUUGCUUUAUUUUUUUAUUUUUCUUCGUGUUAUGAUGGACCAUUUGGAAUAAAGAUUGUACUCCAUUUCUUUUGUUAGUUGUAAUAACCUUGGUCCACUUCUUUAUGUAAAGAGUAAAGACUAUUGCCACUUUUAAUUGAGCAGAAUGUGCUUUUUGAUCUCUUUUAUCAAUGGAAGGAUAAAUUUCAUUCAUAUUCA
Molecule: messenger RNA, 684 nt
Organism: Capsicum annuum
Lineage: Eukaryota; Viridiplantae; Streptophyta; Magnoliopsida; Solanales; Solanaceae
Exons: 2
Coding region: 94-426 (110 amino acids)
Source: RefSeq, a predicted model, not a curated record